AUGAUCCGCUCUCUCUGUUUAGUCGCGUUCGUCGGAAACCUGCUUCUUAUUGAAGCUGGUAUCUUCCAAAACCGCGUCAAGCGUCAAGAUGUCGAGGCCUACUGCGCCAAGCACACCGAGCAUUACACGAAGUUUUGCAACAUGCGUGCCGCCGACUUGGACCGCGACACUUUCCUCAAGCUCGCCAAGUUCUGCCCGGCCUACGAAAAGCAUUGCGGCGGACCCAGCAAGGUUGACCCGCCAGCCGGCCUUACCGAAGAAAUGAUCGUCCCUCCUCCUCUCCCUAGGAGCGGAGCCCGUCUCGAUCUGCCCCUCUCCGGCGGUCGCUCCAACCACGCCUCCCCGAGCCCCGCCGACCGUACCAAGCUCACGGCGGCCAUCAUCGCUUCGUGCACUCCCGACUGUUCCUCCCCCCACUGCACCACCGAGUGCAAGUGCGCCAACACCCAUCCCAAGGUGCACGCCAUGUGCAACCCCCCGGCUUCCGCCGAGAUGGCCAACACCUGCCAGAGGUGGUACGCCAAGUGCCCCAUGUUCCAGCCCGUCCAAUAUUAU
This is a messenger RNA of Mesorhabditis spiculigera, 555 nucleotides long. The record is from the annotation of a GenBank genome assembly. NCBI's taxonomy places the organism in Eukaryota, Metazoa, Nematoda, Chromadorea, Rhabditida, Rhabditidae.